This is a messenger RNA of Lactuca saligna, 2451 nucleotides long. Lineage: Eukaryota; Viridiplantae; Streptophyta; Magnoliopsida; Asterales; Asteraceae. The record is from the annotation of a GenBank genome assembly.
AUGAAAAAGCCCCUGAAUGCAGCUCCAAUGGGUUCACCGGUGGUUGAACAGAGCGCAAGGAAGGGAGAUCUAAUCUCUGGCAGGCUUCCCUUGGUUCACUAUCUCCGUCUCCGUCAGCCACCAAUCGUGGAAAGGAAUGGAACGGAGGCAGCAGUGUUGCCGUCAAGUGGCAGCGACGGCUGCUCCUUCUAUCCGACAACAAUCACACAGGGAGGGAAAGACUUCAAUCCUCAAUUCAUCGGAAAAGAAAGAAACACACAAACAUUCAGAAAAUGGCCGAUGACUCUUAAUCGAUCGCAAGGAAGGGCUGCAAUCGGCGGUGGGAAGUCGCUGAAAUUAUUCUCUGUAGUGGUGAUAUCAAUAUCUCCCUCGUCACCACCACUCCUACGACGUUGCUGCUCUUAUCCUUCGCCACUAAUAUCGUUAACAUUUAUCUUCCUCUUCAACUACAUAUUAGACGGGGAAGAUAUUCGAAGUCUCGCCUACAAUGACCGCAUAACUGUUCUACAUAAUGUUGUGGUUUUUUCAUAAAUGUUUUUAAGGUAAAAUUGGUUACGAAGACCAUGAUUCCAGUAGGCUCCUCAUAAUGGUUCCUCAUGCAAGGUAUUUAUGUUUUGUUUUGAUUUUUUUUAUGUGCAUGUAGUUCUAAUUUCGUUAUUUUUUGUGGAACAAAACUGGAUGCCUAGGUUUUAAUUUUGGAGAUUUUUUUUUCUGUAAUGACAAUAGUCGAUGAUGGAUUUUGGUUUUUGGAUUAAUCACAAUAAGUUAUUGGUUGUGUACUUUUCAUAUAAAUAAAAAAAAUGGAUUUUGGUUUUUGGAUUAAUCACAAGAAGUUAUUGGUUGUGUAAUUUUCAUAUAAAUCAAAAAAAAUUGUCACCACAGGUUAUUGGUUUGGAAAGAAAUGGAGUAUUCUUGAGAAAGACUUUACUGAUAUGUAUCAUAAAUUGAGUCAUUUAUUAGUUUUAUUAUAAAUAGAAAUUAAUAAUUGAUUUAUUGUUAGGAACAUACACAAUAUAGCAUCACAAAGCAAGAAAAGAACGUAUUCCACGACUUACAUAAUCGAAAUUCCACAUGUAAAAGCUAAUUAUCAUGUAUCUCUUAUUAAGACUUAAUUUCUAAAAUAUUAUGGAUUCUCAGUCACAUGAGAACCCUAUUGAUGAAUCACCCAAUUUAAAUAAUUAAUUACCUACAAUUCAUUAUACGGAAAAGAAAAGAUACCCACAAUAGUUUCUUAGGAGUUCUAUUUGCAAGUGGUUUUAUUACACAUGGAGACUAAGCAUUAUGCCUAUGCGAAAAUAUGAACCUCCAUUCAUCAUACAACUUAGCACAUUGAUUUAUUUUCUCUGAUGCCUAUUUUAGCUCAUAAAGCAAGAUUUACAGUUUUGGAAUAUGUCAAUGGUGGAGAGCUAUUCUAAAUAAUUGUAAGUUGCAACCGAUAUUUUUAAUCAUUUUUUUCUUUUGUCACAUGCAAACCAAUUAUCUCCAUUACAUUAAUGUAUUUUUAUGGUAAAAUUUAUCUUCUUCAUGUUAUGUUUGUUUAUACUUUGGUUAUAUGUAUGCCAAUCAUUGUUUACUAUUAUGGCUUGCACAACUAAAAGUGCAGCAACCUUCAUGGCUAAGGAUGUAAGAAAAUAAAAUCUGAUGUGUAAUAUUCACAACUUGAUAGUUGCAAAGAAGCAGACGCCGAUUUUAUUUUCUCAACAAUACAAAAAUGUACUUGGGUGUUUUAUUACUAUUUUUACAAUGUAAAAUGUCUUUAUUUACAACCAAUCAUUAUUUGAUAUAUGGAUGGAAGAUACUGUAUCGAUUUUCAUAAUUUUUUUUUAUUGUAUAAGACUAUGUCUCCCUUCAAAAUUUUAAGGGUAGUCAUUGAUUUCUUUAACUAAUAUUAGUCAUCGACCUAAUAAAAUCAUGGCAAUGAGCUAGAUGCAUUUGGGAGGAAUAUCAAGGUAAAAGAGAAUAAUAAUUUUAGUCACGAAGUUAAUAUGUAUUCAGUUUAAGUCCCACAAUACGAUUUUGGUCAUUAUAUUGAAUUAUCUUCAGAAUUUUGGUCAUUGGGUUGUUUAAGCUAAAUGCUCAACUAUUAAUUUUUUUAAACAACCAUUUUCCUUUGGACCAAAACAAAACAAAUGUAUGUUUGACUUUGAGAAAAGGAUAUAGAUAAUCACAAUUUCUAUCAGCUAUGGCUGGCAGAGAAGUGGACACUGCCAUUGCUUAAACUGUGUGAGAUCUGAAAAUCUUUGUCAAUAGUCAAACUCAAUACUUGUUCACGCCGCCUUUGAGUGUGAAGGCUUCCAGCUACCAGCCUUCUUCCAUCAACUCUAAGGCGCAAAUAAAUUGUUUUGUCUUUGUCUACUCUCUCCGUAUCUUCUUUAAGAUAAGCCUGUGUACAAAGAAUUUUAGUUACUUGUAUUGUUAUUUCUUAAUGCAGCAAAAUAAGCACAUCGCGAG